Molecule: messenger RNA, 1422 nt
Organism: Artibeus jamaicensis (Jamaican fruit-eating bat)
Lineage: Eukaryota; Metazoa; Chordata; Mammalia; Chiroptera; Phyllostomidae
Gene: SLAMF6
Product: SLAM family member 6
Exons: 9
Biological process (GO): T cell activation; positive regulation of type II interferon production; T-helper 17 cell lineage commitment
Cellular component (GO): external side of plasma membrane
Source: RefSeq, a predicted model, not a curated record
AUGAACUUGGCUGCCACGAAGUUUCCAGCAGCAGUCUCCUGUGCUAAGAGUAUGAUCUGGCUGUUCCAGUCUCUCACUUGAAUAUCCUGUUUACAUCCUGGAAAUGCAGUUACACAAACCACAGCAACUCCACUGCUGGUGGUAAAUGGGGUGCUGGGAGAGUCAGUAACUCUCCCCCUGAAGUUUCCUGGAGGACAGGAGAUCAAUGUCAUCUGGCUUCAUGAUAAAAUAGCUAUCAUCUUCGUACAGCCAAAGGAAGCACAAAUCCAGGUGAUUGAUCCAAAACAGAAAGAUCGACUGCAUGUUGCCCAGUUCUACUCCUUGCAGAUCAACAACCUGACUAUGGCAGACAGCGGAUGCUAUUACACCCAGAUAAGCACAACAAACUCCAUAGAGAUUUCCAAAUACAAUCUGGGGAUAUUCAGAUGACUGAGGAACUUACAAGUUACUAAUCACACUGAACUCUCUGACAGUGGGACCUGUGAGAUCCACCUAAUCUGUUCUGUGGAGAGUCCAAACGACCAUGUCUCAUUCAGGUGGCAGAUCACAGGAAACAUACCCCUAGAGGAAGCAAACCUCACUAUCUUUUGGAACCCCAAGAAUUCCAGUGAACAAACCUAUACUUGCACAGCUAUGAAUCCUGUUAGCAACUUAUCCUUUUCUCUCUAUGCCCAAAGUCUCUGCAAAGUGUAACUUCCUUUUUUUUUCUUUUCGGGUGUUUUUCACAAGAAAAAUCAACACCCAAAUAUAUGGAUUAUAAUAGUGCUUUCUUUUAUCUGUAUCACUGUGUGUCCAAUGUUUGUUUGGAGGAAAAGAAUAACAGGUUUCUUACAGUUUUCUACUCAUCAAACCCAGAAUCCUGCAGAGAUCCUAAGAAACUCAGAAUAUGACCCAAUCUCUCCAGGAAACACUGUGUAUGCUCAGGUCAUUCAUCCAAACAUGCAACAUAGCCAGAUGGCCUUGGUCAGGCAUCAACAAUUUCCUACCACCUGCAAGAGGCAUAUUUCUGAACACUAUACAUCUUGAGAGGCCAGUUUCCAUGUCAACUGAAAAACAGCCCAAAGAACUCAUCACUCUCCAACCGUUGGGAGCAAUGGUCUAUCUAGAAAUCUUGGAUCACCUCAUACAGCCCCUCACAGGUAUUUGCAAAGCAGGCUCUUUGAAGAAAGAAACACAUAGGGAUACUCUUACUUCUUCAGAUAUUUCUGUCUUUUCAAUUUCUUCUUGGAGACAAGAUGAAUCACUCUCAACAAACCAAGAAACUAAUCUGCAAAUUUUACUUUUUUGUUAGUACAAAAUUGUACUUUGGAGAGUUUCAGAGGUCUUGAUAAUACCCUAAUAUUCCUUAAUUAAUUUUAAAUGCCAAAAUCUCUGAGCAUAGGAGACUUCUGCUGUUAUUGCUAUACUUUGUAUUCCAAGCAG